Messenger RNA from Recurvomyces mirabilis, 1281 nucleotides. RefSeq lists its product as uncharacterized. Lineage: Eukaryota; Fungi; Ascomycota; Dothideomycetes; Mycosphaerellales; Teratosphaeriaceae. The record is from RefSeq and is a predicted model, not a curated record. The transcript is spliced from 2 exons. The coding region runs from base 1 to 1281 and encodes 426 amino acids.
AUGGUCAAGCGCAGGGGCAGAGCGUCAAAUCAGAACAAUACGAGCAUACCCGACCUUCCUCCGACUGGAGGCGACUGGACACAAUUCCUCGUGCCGCCCAGGGAGUUCUCGCAGAAGCAGUGGAGAAGCGGCGUCGGCUUAGACAACCUCAGCCUAGAAAGCUUCGUCAAUGUGAAUGCGCGAAGCAACUCGGUUCCUUGCGCCACUUCAAUUGAAAGCAUAGCGGCUUCACCAUCUGCUUCUGUACAUGACAGCAAGCUCUCAUCCACCCAGAGCGUAUCCUCGGAUGUCAGUGGUACCGAGGAUCUACCGCGACAACACGAGCUCGUGAAAAAGUGCACACAAGCAGAUGCCGCGCGUGCUCCAGCUGCGCAGCUCCGCGCAAACAGCACGCCAGUAUUCACUGAUCAGAUCGACAUUGCGAAACUGCAUCGGCUGUUCACUAAAGCACGAGCGCGGUGUUUGCGGGAUGUUUGCGUGCAUGCGCUUUUGCGGCGGAGUGUUGGAUGUCAGGCGGGUAAAGUACGGCAGGGGUCAUCGGCAGUGGCUGGGCAGGAUGAUGAGCUUGAUGCAGCGGAGGAAGGACAGUACUUCCUGCCCGCCGGCCUGUUAGAUGACGAGGAAGAAGAGGCUGUCGCGGGCCAUUCACAAGCUGCACUAAGACUCGAGUCACAGAAACUCACCACUGCCAGCCGACCAUCAGCCUUCCUCGAAUAUGACUUUCGGCCACAUGUGUCGACCAGAGAUACCCAGUGCCGUUCAGGGGCGGAGGUCUGGAGCCGCGACACAGACACGAAGGCAUUUCUAGAUAGCUUGAGACAAGCAAAGUACUGCUGGCACACCUUCAUGACCACAGACCCGGAACUAGCAAUCCAGUAUCUUCGCACACCCGAACAUCUGCACCUAUGGCAAAUGAUCAGCGAGAUCAAUGAGAACCUCGCGCCGCAUGAGCUUUCCCUUCCAUUACCGCAGUGGCCGACACAGUAUCUCGUUGAUCUGACCAACGACGUGAAAGCAGUACACCAUGCCAUGACGAGGAGGGAAGUGCGAGUGCUGAGGCAGCGUCUUGCCUCUCAUUCUAAUGGGGUUGUGGUGGGUGGGCUUAAAGGCAAAGAGGUCUGGGAUCUACUUGUCGCGGCCGCGAGUUCAUGUGUUAGGGACGCGAGACUGGGACUUGAAGAUCUGGUGGUUUUGAGGGAUGCUGUGGUUUCGGGGCUUUGGAUGGGGAUUGUGGGGCGAUGUUAUGGGGAUGGGGGUUGUGAGUGGGCAGGUGUGCGGUGA